CUGAGACCUUGUAUGCAGUAUGUGACCUUUAUCCCAACAGGGAAGCCCGAAAGCGAUGCGGCUUGACUGCCGGUCUAUUUCCUUUCCCAUUUAUUGUUCAACCAGAUCUGUAUGUUCCGGGCGGCCCUGUGUUUUUGGAGUGACAAUCGGUUUGAACUUUGGAUCGAUCGAGGAGGCUAAAAUCUUACGUCUGGCGACAAGCAGAUCCAGGUUUUGAGAAGAUAUCUGCGAAGGCUAGCGGCGAGUGGUUUCUAACAGAGCAGUUUUCACUGGUGUUGGUGGUCGUCACGACAUGUAAGGACUAUCAAAGUGAUGCAACGUUCAGAUCAAGUCGUCAAGGCGAGGAGAGUGGAUGAUCAUGGACCUCUAAUUCAGGAUAAUAUGUUAUAGUUGCUCAUAUUCUUCCCGAUAUCAAGCUUCAUGAUCAAAACUUUUUUCUUUCUGUUGCAACGAUUGUGAUGUUAUGAUUACUUUUUAUUUCAUAAGGUGGCGGGUUAAUUGCAAUGGAUGGUUUAGAAAGAAGGGAACCAAUACAAAGUAGUCCACCAAAUCUAGAACAUUUUUUGGUGGUGUUGCUAUAUCGCCAUUGCUCCACCCUCAUGGUCAUCAGUCUGUCUCCUUUCCUUCUGUGAUAUGCUCAUGAUUUCCUCUGCAGAUUUGAUAUUGUGCAGCACUGGAUUAUAAAUUAGAUUGGUUGCUGUAUUUCAUAUUCUU
This is a messenger RNA of Linum tenue, 714 nucleotides long. The record is from the annotation of a GenBank genome assembly. Lineage: Eukaryota; Viridiplantae; Streptophyta; Magnoliopsida; Malpighiales; Linaceae.